Molecule: messenger RNA, 2634 nt
Organism: Syngnathoides biaculeatus (alligator pipefish)
Lineage: Eukaryota; Metazoa; Chordata; Actinopteri; Syngnathiformes; Syngnathidae
Gene: ctnnbip1
Product: catenin, beta interacting protein 1
Exons: 4
Coding region: 249-494 (81 amino acids)
Biological process (GO): negative regulation of Wnt signaling pathway
Cellular component (GO): nucleus; beta-catenin destruction complex; cytosol
Molecular function (GO): beta-catenin binding
Source: RefSeq, a predicted model, not a curated record
AUAGUUUCGUGUCAGACGCAGGCUGGCCAAGUGGCCCAGUGUGGGCAGGGCUGGCCGCACAGCGCUCCGAGUGGCGAGCGGUGGCGUUACACAAAGCAGCAGGACCACUGUGCUGCGUCGAGCCGCUGUGAGCCGACAGGAGGGAUGUGACCCCGGAACAGGACGCCCUCCUUCCAACAACACUCCAUUCAAACACAGAACACAAGAAAGAAAAGCUGGAUCAGGAGGGAGCCACAGGAGCAGGGGGGAUGAACCGCGAGGAGGCCCCGGGAAAGUCUCCUGAAGACAUGUACAUCCAGCAGAAAGUGCGGGUCCUGCUCAUGCUUAAGAAAAUGGGAUCAAAUCUUACACCAAGUGAAGAGGCUUUUCUCCAGAAUUAUGCAGGUGUGGUCCACAGUCAGAUGAGCCAGCUGCCACAGCACAGCAUUGAUCAGGGUGCAGAGGACGUAGUGAUGGCGUUCUCACGGUCAGAGACUGAGGAUCGACGACAGUGACCGCAAGAUCACCCUCACCCCACCCCACGCGACCCCAGCAUAAUCAACAUAUACACAACACAGAUGAGCUUAAGAGACAGACCUUUUCCGGCCUCCCCCCGCCCCUUCAAGUUUAGAGGAGACACGCUCCGAGCUUAUUGCCGCGGGUCGAUUCCUUGGUCAUCCGUCAAGGCAAAUGAUGGCAGAAACGUUCAAAUUGCGUGGCUGCGCACCAAACGCACCUGCAUUUUUUUAUUUAAUUUUAUUUUUUGACGAUGAAUUGUCUGAUCAAGUGUGCAGCAGCAAUGCGGUGACUGUGUCUUAUUUGAUCUGUGGGGCCUCUUUUAUAAACACCAGCUGCUCCUUUCAGAAAGUUUCGACAGAGUCACUGGCGCGUUCAUUCAUCCACCAAUCAUCUCGUCACUCAACAGCAAACACUGACCAUUCAUUGUGUUUCUAUACCCAGGUAUAGAUGAUUUUCACCAUCACACUUUUACCAUAGAAGCAGUCGACACGAUGGAGGUGAUUCAGGUUUCAUCUAAGACCAUUUUAAUGACUACCUCUGAGGUAAAAUAUAUAUAUAUAUAUAUAUAUAUGUAUAAAUCAAUGCCCACACAACAUGGGGGGGGGGAGAAUUACACAUGGAAACACAUUUCUUAGCACUCAACUGUGUUUUUGCCCUAUUGGAAACUCCCGUUCCUUGUUCUGCAUUAUUUCAAAUAAGCGCAGGAAAAAUUAAUAAUGUAUUUUUUAAUGGAACGUUCAUGUCAGAAUGAAAUUGUCAUUCGGCAUGUUCUGUUUUUAAAUAAACAUUGAAAACAAGAGGUCAAUGUCACACAUUGCAAAUGACGCAAGCCCAAACAGUUUUGGGCAAGGCCAAGAACAUAAAUGUGUUUAAAAAUAGCAAUUUGCGUCUACCCACACUCUCUCCUUUUGUUUAACGUGCACAUUCUAAAGCGAGCAGCUAGCUGGUGUGUGUGCAUGCAUGUGUUCAUGUUCACAGCGGGCUCGCCAUUCAUCACCAGUGGUCAUUUAUUGGGGGUGACAGGAUCAGUAUGAUUUAUGUGUGAAGCAUUGCGUGCAAGGGGCUUUUCUUUUCAAACCAAGCCCCACUUUGAGCUUGUGCUGCUUUAGUUUUUAACAAGUAUCAACACGAAAUAAGGCAUUACACUAGGUGCACAUUCUCCCCAAAACAUUGUAGAAGUUGUUUUUAGGUUAUUGUCAUGAGAAAAAAGAAAAAAAAUUAUUGUUCCUUUACUAGGGAAAACUGAUUGUGCUUUUUGUUUUUUUUCCAAUUAGUACAAUGAGGCUUUUUUUUUUCCUUUAUUAAAAAAAAAAAAGACGUAAUUUAUUGUUUCAUGAAUUGAUCCCUGUUCUUCAAAUGCAUUGUUGCAGUGAUCAAAACUAUUUGGUCCUUUUUUAACUACAAAGAACCAAAACAGAAGUGUUUGUUCUAUUUGUGGUUGUACUGUUUCUUGCACUACUAUCAAAUGGGAUGUCAGCAAAAAGGAGAUUUUGAUACACAUAGAUUCUGUUCUGACUGGGGAGGGGAAAUGUAUUUUAAUUGUUUCGGCCUAUUGAUCUUUUCCGAGGAGGGUGCUUUUCUAGUCACACACUCAGUAUUUAAUGUGUUUGAGUACACUUUGUAUACAGUAAUUUAAUGAUGUCAUCGUAACGUAUGGAAGUCAAGCAUGUCUGCAAACGAGAUUUGCCUCGCCUCACCUUGACUGUUGUGUGCUUUUUAUUCCCUUCUUUUAUGUCCUCAGCAAUCAACAUUAACAGCUAACAGUUGGGACAUAUCUACUACAAAGAAAUAUCAUUGUUUACUUUCAUUUUCUAUUGUUUGUCUAUGCAUCGUUUUUGAUUGUUUUUUUUUUUAUACUGAGGUUGUCUUACUGUACAUUUUGCUUGUCAGGGUUGUUUUUCAACCUUUGUGUUGCUGCGUGACUGUAUGUGUGUAUGAGAGAAAGCACGCUGCUGUUUUUACUGUGAUUGUUUUUUUUUUUUUGUUUGUUUUUUUAGAGGGAUUAACUUUGUAUAUUAUUUCAAUCUCAGUCAACAUUGAUUAGCUGUUUGUUUGUUUUUUGGCUGCUAAUAAUGUCUUGACCUAAAGCUUCCAAACCUAUACCAAUUGAACCAUUAAAGGCAUUUGAAACAGUGA